Lepus europaeus (European hare) is the source of this 9487-nucleotide messenger RNA. It is a transcript of the gene RAB30, whose product is annotated as RAB30, member RAS oncogene family. Gene Ontology annotation, molecular function: GTPase activity; GTP binding. Gene Ontology annotation, cellular component: trans-Golgi network. The record is from RefSeq and is a predicted model, not a curated record. The coding region runs from base 212 to 823 and encodes 203 amino acids. The transcript is spliced from 5 exons. NCBI's taxonomy places the organism in Eukaryota, Metazoa, Chordata, Mammalia, Lagomorpha, Leporidae. Gene Ontology annotation, biological process: Rab protein signal transduction.
CUACGGUCUAUCCACCCCCCUGCCGCUGCUGGGCUUGUGAUUGCCGCUCGCUCCAGCUGAGCUAAGAGUAGCAGCAGCACCAGGGCAAGGACUGACUCCAGCCCUUGGACUUAGGACAUCGCAGCACCUUCCCUUGCGUGCGUUGACUCAUUCGCAUAUCAUUUCUGUUUAUGCCUGGGGUGGGGAGAAAAAUCCCAAACCAGCUGUGUAAAUGAGUAUGGAAGAUUAUGAUUUCCUGUUCAAAAUUGUUUUAAUUGGCAACGCUGGUGUGGGGAAGACGUGCCUAGUUCGCCGAUUCACUCAGGGUCUUUUCCCCCCAGGUCAAGGAGCCACAAUUGGAGUUGAUUUUAUGAUUAAGACAGUGGAGAUAAAUGGUGAAAAAGUAAAGCUACAGAUCUGGGACACAGCAGGUCAAGAGAGAUUUCGGUCCAUUACCCAGAGUUAUUAUCGAAGUGCCAAUGCCUUGAUCCUCACCUAUGACAUUACCUGUGAGGAAUCCUUCCGUUGCCUUCCUGAGUGGUUGCGGGAAAUAGAACAAUAUGCCAGCAACAAGGUCAUCACUGUGUUAGUAGGUAACAAGAUUGACCUUGCUGAAAGGAGAGAGGUCUCCCAGCAGAGAGCUGAAGAAUUCUCAGAAGCUCAGGACAUGUAUUAUCUGGAGACCUCGGCCAAGGAAUCUGAUAAUGUGGAGAAACUCUUCCUUGACUUAGCUUGUCGACUCAUCAGAGAAGCCAGACAGAACACACUUGUAAACAAUGUAUCCUCACCCUUACCUGGAGAAGGGAAAAGCAUCAGCUAUUUGACUUGUUGUAAUUUCAACUAAAGGUUGAGGUAAAAAGAAGCAAAAGGAGAUCAGCAGCUGCCCUGAUGGGCCACGAGUUGCUGGGGAGAUCUGGCGAUGACUGUGGCUCCUGCUCUCGGACCUUCUGACUCCUGUGGGCUCCUGAGCUUACAAAGCAUGGCAGGCCAAGGGCUGUGUCCACAGGCCAGCAUUAGCAGAACAUACAAUGGUUUCACUCUUUCGCGGUCUCGAGUUGGAGCAAGGAGAAAAUUGCACUAGGAGCUCCAUGAUCUGCAGAGCAUGUUGCUUUUGUUUUUUUAAAAAGCAAGUAAAAGCGCAUUCCUGAACGCAGUCCUGAGGGAAAUGUACUGUAGGGAUCCCUCCCGCACGUCAGUGUGUGCAUGUGGGGGCUGUUCUUGCGGGCUUCAGUGGUAAUCUGGGGGCCCUGAUUUUUUUGUCUACCAGAUAAAACAAACCUGGGAAGGCCAAGUACUGUCUCUGUGGUGCAUAUCGAUGACCCCAUGGAGAUCUUGAAAAGUGUUAUUUCUUUUGUCCACAGGCACUUUCAAGAACUUUGGGAUGUAAAAAUGAAAUGAAACCUUUACCCAUGACCAACAGUAACAAUCAUUGUUUUAAUAAUAUAUACAAACUCCAUGACUCCUUUUGGUGCUAAUGAUUUCACAGACCAAACAUUUUAGUGCAUUGAUGUCCUUAAAUGUAUUAAGAAAUAAAAAAAAAAAAUUGGGAAAGUUCAUGAAUCUGUACUCCUUCUCAAAGUCUCAUUCCUACCUUUCUAGAGUGGAUUUGUUGGAAAAGAGAAUACUUUUCCUUUCAUGUUUCCCUCUGAUUCCCUACCAUUUCAUCUUCUAUUUUCUUUUCUUUCCUACUAUUUGAAAUCAAUGAAGUUUGAAGAAUAAAAAAUACAAAUGGAUGUUAAUUGAAUAUUUGAAUAUAAAAGAUUAUCUCUAAGACCUUAUGAUUAGUAUCAGAAAAUGGGCCAGAUAUGACCAAAAUACUGUGGAAUAAUGGACUGAAGUACAGAGUUCCAAGUAGACAGAGCAUGUUCCUUGAUGAUAGGUCAUUUCUUCCUGGCACUGUCCAUCUUGGACUAAGCAAUGCUUAGGCUUUUAUAGAUGUUUUAAGUAUGAUAAGUGAGAAUAGCAACAGAGGAAAUGUCUCACAUGUUUCUAUCUUCAAGGAUAACCUUAGGAAGAUUCUGCUUGUUGAAGCAGGUUGAGCUGUCAUGUAUCAUCUCUUUCUAGUAAUAAUGUUACUCUCAGCCUUGCCACCAUACAUUGUUUCCUAUUUCUCUUUUCCUAUUUCCUGGUCUCUCCUUCCCUUACUUCCUCCCUCCCUGCUGUUCUCCUUCCUUUCAUGCUGGUGUUACUGCAAACCUCUGUUUCAAAUGGGGGUGUAGAUGCCUUUACUUAGCCAAUGGUAAAACAAGGACUCAAGAUGGAAGAUGUGCUGCUGAAUACAUGUUCCUAUUUCUUGAGUGCCAUACUUUGAUGACUUCCAAUUUGUUCACUGAUAUAAGCGCAAAUUGGGAGGAUAAUUAAACCUGUGUGCUGUUGAUGCUGUCAGAUGUUUCUAUAGCUGGCUGCUUAGCAUAAUGCGGGAUGAGUAAUGGAAUAAGGAUAUGACAAGUAAUUCCACCGUUGCUGUAGAUGGUGACAACCUCGGUCCUAAUAUGUUGUUCUCUGAAAGUGGUUUAAUUGUAAAGAAAUGAGUCAUGGAGAGACAUGAUAUUGAUAAGAUAAAGCAUUUUUAGCAUUUUUUCAGCAAGUUACGGAGUGACUAAUCUCAGGCACAUGGGAUUAGUCAUGUUGUUGAAAGGACUGAUACUUUUGAUUGGCCUCACUGUGUUUUGUCCUGAUCCUAUGGGAAACAGGAAAGGAUCCUUGAAAUUUGAAUUGUUUUUCUUUUAGGAUCUGUCUCUAAAGGGGGGAAAAAAAAAGCCCAAAAUAAUUUAUUAUAAUUGUUGCCUUUCCCUCUGCAUCUUCAUUACUCGAGCAACUAAAGGUAUUCAGAAAAUAAGUUAAUCAAGGCAGGUUAGCCUUUUAAACUGUGAGGAAAUGCCCCUAAGUUUAUUAACUUUCAUUUAAGACAAAAAUCUACUGUUCGCAGAAUACGAUGACCCAACUCUGUCUUACAGCAGCAGCUAUGUUGAAAAUAUGGUUGCUUUAGUUGCAAAACACCAACCUCUAGGGCCAUAUUUGUAAUAUGACAUUUAUUCCCUGGGGCAUGGCUUCCUCUCUCUGUUGGUGACCAAGGAAGGGGAUUAGAAGGCACUGACCUUGAUUCUUUCUUUCCCUGGUACUCCUCUCAACCUCUCUAAAGCCUAGGUCACCCUGCCAUAGACCUCCAGCAGGGAUAUAUGAGAAUGUCAGCCUGUCUUCCUUCCUUCCUUCCUUCCUUCCUUCCUUCCUUCCUUCCUUCCUUCCUUCUUUCCUUCCUUCCUUCCUUCCUUCCUUCCUUCCUUCCUUCCUUCCUUCCUUCCCUUUUCUUCCCCUUUCUUCCCUUUUCUUCCCUUUUCUUCCUUCUUUAUUUUUUUUCCCUUAGCUAUGUGAAUUCCAGGCUGGGUUUAUGGACACUUAUCCACUGAUGUAUCUCAAUCCCUAACAGUAUUGUAGGUGCAAUAAAUAUUAGUGAAUAAAUAAUUUAGUGCUGAGAGGGGCAUUUUUUGGCUAAAUGGAAAUUCUGUCAAAUAGAAUUUGAGAGGAAACAGUAGUUAAAUGAAGUCAUCUCAACACAGGCGGAGACCCACAACUUUCUGGCUUUUCUGAUAGUUCUUAUUGUCAUGGUAGUAGUAUUCACUAAGAUGAACCUUCUUUAGGCUAAAAAUGUAUUCUCAUUUAAUGAUAGAUAAAGAAUUAUUUCAUCAUAAUUUAAUCUGGCUUGGUCUUACUAAUAAGACUCCAGAAUCCAUGUCUUCUUCCAUUAUUGCUGUGCUUUUUUUCUCCUUUUAAUAAAGUUAUUAAAUAUAUGGCAAAAAUUUUCUCAGUUCCCAAUGAAAAUGGAUAUUUAUGUCAUGGGAUCAGUCUUGGGAAAAUCUACAAAUUAUAGUUUGCUGAUAUUAAUGAUAUUUUAAUAUAGCUUCCUGUAGAUUGUCUCCUCAAAGGAUUUUGUGCUUUCUCCAUUGCCUAUGCAAGGAUUUUUACUCCUUUGCAUGCCUUUAUUAUAUUUAUUGAAUAACAUUGACAUUUAAUUUUUUAUUAUCGAGGGGCAAUUAUCUUUCUGUGGGUUACUUUAAUUAGGCCAUUGGCUUUUCCUGGACAUUGCCCCUGACUUGUAGUUAUUUCAUGUUAGCAUCUCUUCUUAAGUGGCAAGAAAACAACUAAACAUGAUACUCCAGUGGAUUGAGUUGACAAUAUAUCAAAUCCUGACUUGCUAAGAAAGGUGGAAGACAAUGACCAGAAGUGGAUCUGUGAGUUAGGAUUAUUGGCUGGAGGAAGCAGAUGCAGAAAGGGAAUAAAGGUAUUCAGCAAAUUCUUUGUCUUUGUUCUGAAGGAUACUGGUGACUCCCAGUUGUAUGUCAGUAAUUUGCUAUCCCACAGUUCUUCCACAUCCAGCACCAAGUUUCAAUUAAUAACUUACUCUGAAUAAAUAUCACUUGCAAAUGAUUUUGAAUUGGUCUUCUGAUUCAAGUGAAAGAUCUUUUUUAUAAGAUACAUGAAUGAGAGACUAAUCAGAAAAAAAUCUGUUUCCUUUUAUCAUUUGUUAAACCAAAUGGCCUUAAAGAUAGACAUUUUCCAUUUCUUAGUCCUGGAGAAUUCUGUGUAUGCCCUCUGGAACAGCUCUUCGAGGAAUUGCCAUUUCUUUUCUCUAGAGUUUUUUUGUUGUUUUUUUAACUGCAGCUUGUUACUUAUUUUUUUCAACUCUGGUCUUGACAAAUGUGUUUUGAUGUGACUAUAGUAAUGUAUUUGAGACUUAGAGAACCAAAAGCAAGUGAAACCACAUCCACAUAAGCAGUAUGGUUAAAUACUCAUUUUGGGAGAAGAGAGGAUGUUUCUUAUUUUGGGGUUUCAUUUAUGUGACACAAGCCUAUUUGUGUUUAUAAAGAAAGCUACCUCUCCUCACAUUUUUUCACACUUUAUACUGUUUUAAGAAAUUAUCAUCUUUUCAAGCCACUAAUUAAUAUCAUAAUGUUUUAAUAAAGGAGAUGGCGUUUCAUCCUAUUUAUUAACUUCUAUGAUUUUGGAAUGUUACAGUCAUUUCUGGGAACCAUACUUUGAAAUGAAAAACAAAUUGAAGCAUAACCAGCUUUGUGAAGGAAUUUAGAAUUUAAGACAUUUGAAGAGUACUUUAAAAAUUUUGGGGAGAGUUAGUCUGGAAAAGAAAAUUAAUGUGUUACUGCAAGAUGCUGUGGAUGGGAUGAGACCCAUUGAAUAGGGGCCAUAGGUCUAAAGAUUUGGACUCUACAUCAGAGACAACUUUUGAAAAAAGUUGCUUCAUCAAGGAAAGUGCUGUCUCAGAAGCUAGAUAAGUACUUGGUAAAAAUGAUGUGGAGAGAACUGAAGCAGUGGUUGGGAAUUGAACCAGAUGAUCGAUUAACUUAAAAUUUCAUCUUGCAGUGCUUUGCCUCUCAUAAUGUGUUCAGUUAAAUACCUAUUGACUCACAGCUACUGAUACUUUUAAAAAAGCUUUGCUCGUCUACCAUAAGUACAUCCCAUCCUCUGUUCAAUCAAAAACUGGUUCCUGAAUUUAAAAAGGUAUUCUUUCAGGAAAAGUUAUGUGAAAUCAUGGAAAUUAUUCACUUAUCACUCACCAAACAUAAUCCCCACUCAGCUUAAUGAAUAAUGCGUGUGUCUCUAGGAUUUCAAGGUAGGCCUUUUUAGUAGAGCAGAAUCUUCACUAAGGAUCCUGCAACUAGACUAACAUGAAGUUUUCUAUCUCCUGUAGGCAGGGGGCUGGUGGGUCACUGGCAUAAAGCAGUCCCCAAGAUCUAUUUUAGAAAAGAUUCAAAUGACAUUUGGAUAGUUGAUUUGAUUCUCUUGAGAAGAUUGAAGUUUAAAAGAACUAAAGCCAAACUGCUUUAUGUGAAACAUAGCAGAACACAGGUCUUUGAUUUGAAAAUUAGAGAUAAUUUAUGUAAGAUUUUUUGUUAAUAAAGCAUAUGACUCAAAUGAUUCUGUUUGGAGAAUAACUUUAUACUUUUCUGGGUUGAGAGAUGGAUUUUUGUUUGUUCUUUGAUAAGUCAGUGUUCUUGAAGUGGUCUUGAAUCAUUAUGGAGAGAAACAUACUUGAGUUGGAUGAGGGUUCUUUUUUAUUUAUUUAUUUUUUGGGGAAGGACAAGGAGACUUCUUUGGAUAGCAACCACUUCUUGGACUUCCUGAGGUGUAUGAUUCAAAAUUUUACUUUCUCACUUAUUUAAAACAGAAUUUUUAGAGAUGCUGUAUUCUAGUUUCUGAUGGAAUCCUUGGUAUAUGGUGAUUGACCCUUUGGAGAGUAAUUUAUGCAGAUGUAUAGAAGGGAAGUACUAGUUUAGGUAUGUGCUAUAAUUAGCUGUGACUUCAGGCAAAGCACAAUAUUUUGAGCAUCAGUUUUCUCAUCUAUGAGAUUUUCCAGGAAUAUCAUGAAAAUGAGAUGAGACAAAGUGAAAGUACAGUGCUCAGCAAACAGCAUUCAAAUGUUCUUUUCUUCUUAAGAGCAGGUUUUGGUACAGGUAUAGAUUCUUAAGGGGGAUAGAAAAAACACCACAGCUUUCCUGGAUUCAAAUAAAACAGCUUCAUUUCUGAAAGCAUUCCCUAAAAGAAACUCGUUUAUUGGUCUGCCUUUCAGCAUUACUGUCAUCCUCCUUUUUUUUUUUUUUUUUUUUUUCUCACAUACUUCAGGAAAAGUAUUCUCUCUUUCUCCUGAUAGGCAAUUCCAGGGUUGUAAACUCAUUAUCAGGAAAUGUAGUCUCAAAAUUAAAUACCUCACAGUGUAAUUUAAAUAUGUUUUUUCUUGAUCCUAUUCUCCAUGUAAAGAAAAGAAAAAUGGAUUGAUCUCUUCUUUUUAUGGGGCCACAUUUACUGUUUAUUGUUGUCCGUUUGUCUAAUUUUAAAAAACCCAGAAAAUUAAUUAAGGUGAUAUCGUUAUUCCCUUUGUGAACAUUAGGAUAGCUGUUUAUUAAUUCUUAGCUUUUUAUUGGAAUCAGGUUUAGAUCAUAAACUUACUGGUGAUUAAUUCUUCAAUUAUACAUGAACUUUUCUUCUUUUAAUUCUUGAUAACAAGGUGUGCUUUGGAGAAAUUAUUCCAGUUAUGUGGCUCUUGUUUUUUCCCUUGGUGAAAAUGGAGUUGUGAAUCCUAAGUUUGUGAUCUGCUUUAGGAAUUUUAUUUUGUAUUUUAUUUUAUUUGAUGGACAUAAUUAUCAACCCCUAAGGGUUUCUUUCACUUUCUACAUGUGCACUAAGUUCUGAAAUAAACAUUGGAGUACCAAGUGUCUAAUAAAACAAAAAUUCAUGUACAGAAUAACAAAAAAGAAUCUGGCUUCUUAAGAUAAUUUGUCAUUAGUUUGAAUGGUACAGUUUUUGUUUAAGGUUACACAGUUAUGCCUGGAUUAAAUAAUAAUAGAAAAACUUGACAAGCCCUCUGAAAAUAGCUGCUACACAUAUUGCUUUCUGGAAUGUAAUCAUUAGGUAUAUUCUCUUGUUCUAUUCAACUGCAGAAUGCUAGUGGAACUUUCUUAUAGGCUAUUUGACAAUGAAUGUCAAUUGAUUUUUAAAAAAUCCUCUUAUCCCUUUAGAGGCCUAUUGGGGCUUUCAUGUCCCUGUUGUAGAAACUUUUAAAUGACUGGAAUGCUGGCUUCUAAUUUCUUCUCACUGAAGUGUCUUCUGGAAUACCAGACGAUUGGAGCUCCUUUGAUAUCAAAUAAGGAAGCUACAAAAAUAUAUUCAGAUUAAUGCAUGAGUAAAAUUGCUGUUGUCAGCAAAAAACACUCUGCUCAAAAUUUCAAAUAAUGAGUUAAGAGAUUUUUGAUCAUCUAAAGGGAAGAAGUGUGUCCCAUAAAUAUUGUUGCACACACUUUUAAUGCAUGACUUUUAGUGUAGGGAUGAAACAAAAUGCAAAAUAUAUAAUUCUGGGAUUUUUUCAGCAGCUAGUUAGCAUAUUUAGAGAUGCUACUUUAUGAAGACUUAAAGAAUCCUUGAUUUUCUCCCUUUUUCCUAUCCCUUCAUUAAAACAUGGAUUUUUAAUAUAUAUGUAGUUUCUACAACAAGUUAAUCAUUGAGUUUAAUGAACUCAAAUCUUAAUAUUUGGUUAUUGGUUUCAAGCAUAGGAUUUCAGUAAAGUCUGUAUACAUCAAUAUAUAAAAUCUAACUAUCAACGUCAUUAUAAGCAUAGUACUUGAUUUAAAAAUGUUAAUAUGCAAAUAUUAAUGGUACACUGUAUCAUACUUAUAUGUUCAUAUAUAAAUGUGAUUGUAUGAACAAUUUUGAACAACAUUUAAAAACUGGGGUGAGAAAGGGGUCAAGAACUUGAACAAAAUGUUUUCAAAUGAUGUUGCAUCUCUCUUUUAAAAAUUAAGUUGUAAUUCACAUACAAUUUACCCUUUUAGUGUACAAAAUUCAUCUUUUUCAUAUAUUCACUACAUUGUUCAGUACCACUGAUAUCUAUUUUCAGAACAUUUCCUCAUCUCCAGAAGAUACCUUAUAUCCAUUAGCAUUCACUCCUCCCUGUCCUUCCCAGCAUCUGGCAACAACUAAUAUACUUUCUAUCUCUAUGGAUUUGCCUAUCCUGGCUAUGUCACCCAAAUAAAGUCAUAUAAUAUGACAAUAUGUGGCCUUUUGUGUCUGGCUUUUCUUAAUUAUCAUAAUUUCUUCAAGACUCAUCUAUGUGGUAGCAUGAAUCAGUACAUUCUUUUCAUGGUCAAAUAAUACAUCUCAUUGUAUGUGUAUACCACAUUUCAUUUGUCCAUCAGUUGAUGGGCAUUUGGGUUAUUUCUGCUUUUGGCUAUGAUAAGUAAUAAGUAAUGCUGCUAUGAACAUUUAUGUAAAAAGUUUUUCUGGGGGCAUAUGUUUUCACAUCCCUCUAAAAGCAAUUAGUCUAACCAACCAUGUCAUUUGUGUUGAUUUAUGUAGAGCCUUUUAAAAUCCUAUUUGGAGAAUAUAAUUUUUGAUCUUAGUUCAAUUGAUCAAUUAAGAGACUCCUGAAUAAUGGCUAACACCCCAAUGUAUUCAUAAGAAUUUUUCUAUGAGCCUGUCAUUUAAAUAAUCAAUUUCAUGAAGAUUGCUUCAGUCUUGUAGAAGUUGAGUUAUCACAUAGAGCAUUUCUUAAGUCCUCUGCAUUAUUUUAGGGACAGCUAUACAUCAUGCUGGAGAGGUCUACUCAUAUCUCAUAUCUAAUCUCUUAGGAUUCAAUGAAGGAGCAUUUUUAACAUACAGUUUCUUUUAUAUAUUGACUAUAUUCUAAAGUUUGAAUUUUCUUUCUUGAACAAAGAUUGUCAAAUUGCCAAACCGCCUGACUGUCCAUUGUAGCUUAAGUUUUAUUAAGAAAUAAUUUACACUGAGCAAAAGUAAAAAGAAUGUAUUUUGUGUGCAAAGGAUGAAUGUAUUAAAAAGAACUUUUUUAUUUGUAACAAUUUUUUUAAAAAGCUGAAUGGAAUUUCUUUCCCAUGUACUUGUAUAUAAAUAAACAUUUUCUGUUACCCACAUUUGGAGGAUGAUAUGGCAUCAAAGUGUGUAAAAAGCAAAUAGGCUUUAAGUAUAAAAAAGUCAUUUAGCAUGA